Lotus japonicus is the source of this 2417-nucleotide messenger RNA. RefSeq names its product vacuolar-sorting receptor 6-like. The transcript is spliced from 13 exons. The record is from RefSeq and is a predicted model, not a curated record. Gene Ontology annotation, molecular function: calcium ion binding. Lineage: Eukaryota; Viridiplantae; Streptophyta; Magnoliopsida; Fabales; Fabaceae. Bases 265 to 2133 code for a protein of 622 amino acids.
UCCACCACGUCCAUCUUCCUUUCUCUAGUCAUUACCCCCUCUUUACGUCACAACUUGUUGAUUGUGAAACACAAACAAACACCUUAACCAAACCAAACUGUGAUUGUGUUUGUGUUUGUGCGUGUGUGUCUUGCAAAAAACUCUCCACCUGUAAAGAAGACCAAGACAUUUUGCAAAGUCUUCACGCACACACGUCCUCCUUAUUACUCUUCUUCCUCUCUUCCUCCUUUGUUUUCUCCACCACCAAACAAAGCAAAACUCUGCAUGGCUUUUCCCCUCUUCACCUUGCUCUUCUUCCUUCUGAGCUCAGUUCAUGGCCGCUUUGUGGUGGAGAAGAACAGCAUCACCGUUCUGUCUCCCCACAAGCUCAGGGCCAAGCGUGAUGGCGCCAUAGGAAACUUUGGCCUUCCUAACUAUGGAGGAUACAUCAUAGGGUCACUUGUUUAUCCAGACAAAGACUCUCAUGGGUGCCACGAAUUUGAGGGUGAUAAGCCUUUCAAGUUUCGCUCUAAUCGCCCUACGAUUGUUCUCAUUGAUCGUGGAGAGUGUUACUUUGCCUUGAAGGUGUGGCAUGCCCAACUAGCGGGAGCUGCAGCAGUUUUAGUGACUGAUAGCAUAGAGGAGUCCCUAAUAACCAUGGAUUCUCCUGAGGAGAGCCUUGAUGCUGACGGCUACAUAGAGAAGAUUGUGAUUCCAUCAGCUCUGAUAGAGAAGUCCUUUGGUGAUGCUUUGAAGGAAGCUUUAAACAACAAAGAUGAAGUUUUGCUAAGAAUAGACUGGAGAGAGUCAAUGCCUCACCCUGAUGACAGGGUUGAGUAUGAGUUCUGGACUAACAGUAAUGACGAAUGUGGAGCUCGCUGCGAUGAGCAGAUGAAUUUUGUGAAGAAUUUCAAGGGUCAUGCUCAGAUUCUUGAGAGGGGUGGUUAUACCUUAUUUACUCCACACUAUAUUACUUGGUUUUGUCCAAGGCCUUUUGUUCAAAGCAGUCAGUGUAAGUCCCAAUGUAUAAACAAUGGAAGAUAUUGUGCGCCGGAUCCGGAGAAGGAUUUUGGAGAGGGAUAUCAAGGGAAGGAUGUGGUGUAUGAGAAUCUGAGGCAGCUUUGUGUCCAUAGAGUUGCGAACGAGAGCAGCCGUUCGUGGGUCUGGUGGGAUUAUGUGACAGAUUUCCAUGUCCGGUGUUCUAUGAAGGAGAAAAGAUACAGCAAAGAAUGUGCUGAAACUGUCAUGGAAUCAUUAGAUCUUCCAAUUGAGAAAAUUAAGAAAUGCAUGGGUGACCCUGAAGCAGAUGUUGAGAAUGAAGUGUUAAAGAAUGAGCAACAAGUCCAGGUUGGGAGAGGAUCUCGUGGUGAUGUCACUAUCUUGCCAACAUUGGUUAUAAAUAAUGUCCAAUAUAGAGGAAAAUUGGAGAGAACUUCUGUCCUGAAGGCUGUAUGUGCAGGAUUUAAGGAGAGUACUGAACCUCCAGUUUGUUUAAGUGGAGAUAUUGAGACUAAUGAGUGCCUUGAAAGAAAUGGAGGCUGCUGGCAAGACAAAAAUGCUAGCAUAAGUGCUUGCAAGGAUACUUUCAGGGGAAGAGUUUGUGAGUGCCCUGUCGUGAAUGGUGUUCAGUAUAGAGGUGAUGGUUAUGCAUCAUGUGAAGCUUUUGGACCUGCAAGGUGUUCUCUAAACCAUGGAGGUUGUUGGUCCGAAACUAGAGAUAAAUUAGCUUUCUCAGCUUGCUCAGAAUCAGUGGUAAAUGGCUGUAAGUGUCCAGUUGGGUUUCGCGGAGACGGUAUUAAUAAAUGUGAAGAUGUUGAUGAAUGUAAGGAAAAAAGUGCAUGUCAGUGUGAUGGCUGCAGCUGCAAGAACACUUGGGGCGGUUACGAUUGUAAGUGCAAAGGAGAUCUUCUAUACAUAAAGGACCAAGAUACUUGUAUUGAAAGAAGUGGAUCGAAAUCUGGACGGUUUCUUGCCUUUGUGGUCAUAGCAGUUGUUGUGGUGGCUGGUCUAGCUGGCUACAUAUUCUACAAAUACAGGCUCAGGACUUACAUGGACUCAGAGAUCAUGGCUAUCAUGUCGCAAUACAUGCCACUGGACCAGCAAAAUAAUGUAGUUCAUGCUGAAGCUCAGCCUUUACGACAAGGCGAGGUAUAAGAGAUAGGUCAAGGGAUUCUGUUUCACAGUUAAUCCACAUGAGAGAUGGAUUGUAAGCAUUGGCUAUAUGCAUUUCAAUCCAUUUGACAGGGAGGGAGGCUCUAGUACUUUACAGUAGGAAAAUUAUGUGAACGAUUUCAUACAUACAGAAAUUUCUUCAGAAAAUAACUCACAGUUUCCAGUUCCACAGUUUGUAAAUAGAACUGGUGAGAUGUAAAUGUAGACUUGAGAUAACAUUGAUACAAAAAGUUGCCGGUGCAAAUAAUACAUCACUCUGUCUCUUC